Aspergillus niger is the source of this 279-nucleotide messenger RNA. RefSeq lists its product as uncharacterized. The coding region runs from base 1 to 279 and encodes 92 amino acids. Lineage: Eukaryota; Fungi; Ascomycota; Eurotiomycetes; Eurotiales; Aspergillaceae. The transcript has 2 exons. The record is from RefSeq and is a predicted model, not a curated record.
AUGCCCGUCUGGCGCCGUCCCAAGGCUGUAGCACUGGGAAACUUAGAACUCCCCACUAAAAGGGGUGAAUGUCAGCCUAAUUUGUCAUUGCACAAGGACGCACACAAGCAUUUUGCAACCUGGUUCAAGAUUACUAUCUCAUCGUCGUGCUCGACACCGCCACAAUAUCCCCCGAUUAAGAUGCCUGAAGCGGCAGGUGGGCAAGCGCGGAUCGAGCCUAUCAUGUCGGUGCAACCUCGUAGUGGGUUUGGUAUCAGCUUGUGGACUUACUUAAGGUAG